AUGAAUUCGGAAAUAAUGUACAAUAAUUUUUAAAUAUAGCAUUGGUGGAUAAUUUGACAAGAAUGGAUUAAAGGAUGGUUGGUGGAUUGAGUUGAAUGAUAGUAUAACUAAGUAUUGAUGAUAAUUAUUUUAAAGCCAGAGUCAAGUUUCUCAUUACUUUGGAGAAUAUAAGGUAGGAAAAAAAAUUGGUAGAUGGGAAACUAAAAUUAAGUUUGACAACUUUAUUGAAUUUGAAGUGAUGUAAGAUAUUAUUAAUAAUUAAAGUGGCGGAGGAGUUUAUGAUUAGAAUGAAAUCAAAAUUGGAUAAUGGGUGGAAUUAGUUAAUAAUUAUUCUAAGUAUUGUCAUACUAAAUAGGAAAAAUUAAGUGAAAUAUUCCGGUGUUUAUUAAAAAGGAUUCAAAAGUGGUUAAUGGUAUAUUUUAUAAAAAUAAGAAAAUGAUUUUGAGAUUGUGUAAUUAUUAUAAGAUAUUCAUGAAGUGGAGGAGGAUUUUAUGAAGAAGGAGUGAAAGUUGGAAAAUGGAUGGAAUUGAGUUCAAAUAAUGACUAUCACUUCACUCAUAUUGGAGAAUAUAAUAAAGGUUUAAGGAUUAACAGAUGGAAUAUUUUAUUUUUGAAGUCAGAUACUGAUGAUUACAAAAUUAUGUAUUUGAAAAAAUAUGAUUCAUAGUGGUGGAGGUUCAUAUAAUUUAAAUGGAAUGAAGCAUGGAAAAUGGGUAGAAGUAUAGAGUUAAAAUGGAGUGUAAUUAAAUUUAUAAUUAGAUUUAACAUAUUUGCUUACUGUGGGGAAUAUAAAAAUGGAAAAAAAUAUGGUAAAUGGGAGAUUCUUUAAGGAUCGACUUCAAAAAAUUAAUAUUUUAUUAUGUAUAAUUUAUUAUAAACGGUUUAGUGGAGGAGGUAGUUUUGAUGAAAAUGGAUUUCAACAAGGCUUAUGGAUGGAUAUAGAGUAAUGUUCAUUUUAGUUUGAUUAAAUCAAUAACGAUGGAUUAUUUGUUCUUUCUAUUGGUAAAUAUUAAAAAGGGAAGAAAAUUGAUAAAUGGGAUACCAUAUUUCAUCUUGACAGAGUAGAGGAAGCUAAGAAUUUGUAAUUAUUUAUAAUUACAAAAGGGGAGGCGGAUAGUUUGAUGAAAAUGGAAUCAAGCAGGGUUAAUGGACUGAAAUACAUGAUACAUUUCAUAGGUAUCUAAUUUGAAUAAAUAGUAGUGAGAAAUAAAUAACUUAUUUUGGAUUUUAUAAAGAUGGAAUAAAAGUUGACAAAUGGGAGACAAAUUAUAUGAGAGGCGAAUAUGAAGUCAUGAUUAUGUAUUUUAAAUGUUUUAUAGACUUAAGUGGUGGUGGCAUUUUUGAUUAGAAUGGAUUUAAAUAAGGUAAAUGGAUGGAGUUACAUGAAAACUUUAAUAAGUACUUUGGUUAUUUAUCUUUAGUUAUCUGCUGGUUACUUAUUAUGGUGAUUAUGAAUUUGGCAAAAAGAUUGGAAGAUGGGACACUUUAUUAUUUUAAGUUGAUGAAUCAAUAAAUAAUUCUCAUUGGUAAUUAUUAAUUGAUAUUUGUAGUUAUUCUGGAUCAUCAAGCUAAAAUUAUAUGGUAGAUAUGUAUAUGAAGUAAACUUUAAUUAUUUUAAGCAAUUCAUUUUAAUCAAAUAAUUAAGAAAAUUAGAAUUAAACAGAAGAAGUUGAUGAUUAUAAAGAAGGAAUUGGCUUCAUUUAAUACUGUCAAUAAGAAUUUCAAAUUAUGUAAAUUAAUUUUAAUACUUAGUGGAGGUGGAUUAUUUGAUAAAGAUUAGACAAAGCAUGGAUUUUGGAUAGAAAAUUAUUUUGACAAGUCAUUAAAGUAUUUUUAUAUAUUAAAAGAUUAGUGGGAUCAUUAUUAAGGGGAAGUAUAAUUAUGGAAAAAAGGUAGGAGAUUGGAAGUCAUUUUCUCGUGAUAAUUAAAAAAGAAAAAUGUAUUUAUAAUAUAUAAUUUAGUGGAAGUGGAUAUUUUGAUUAGAAUGGAAUAAAGUAAGGAUAAUGGUUAGAAUCGCGUUCAUAUUUCAAAAAGUUUAUUUAUAAAAAGAUUUAAUAGCGAAUCUCUUAUUGACUUUGGUGAUUAUAAAGAUGGUAUAAAAAUAGGUAGAUGGGAUAUUGUAUAAUAAAUAGAUAAUACUCCUCAAUAUUCAAUUAUGUAAUUUAUAAUGAAUAAUAAAUAGUGGUGGAGGAUCCUACGACUUAAAUGGCCAAAAAUAUGGUGAAUGGAUUGAUAUACAAAAACCUCGUUUGUAAGAUUUAAAUUUAUAGAGCUCUUAUCAUAAUUUUAUUACAAUAUUGAAAGGUGAAUAUAAAAAUGGGAAGAAAUUUGGUAAAUGGGAUGUAAAAUAGACUUAAAAAUAUUGUGACAAAUUUAAACCAAUGUAAGAACUUAUUAAAUACAAAGAUGUGGAGGAUAGUUUGAUAUAGAUGGUCAAAAACAAGGUUGGUGGUUAGAAUAUUGUAAAAGAUAUAAGUAUUUCUGAACUCUUAUUAUAGAAUCAAAUAUAUGCUAUUUAUUGGAGAAUAUAGAAAUGGAUUAAAAAUUGGUAAAUGGGAGUAUAUGAAUAUAGAUAGAGAUAGCUUUAAUUUUAAAAUCAAGUAUUAAAAUACAUAAAAAAUAGAUAUGGAGGAUUAUUUGAUGAGAAUGGAUUGAAGCAUGGUGUAUGGAACUUGAUUUCAAGAGAUUAUCAAAGGUAAUACUAAUUUUAUCUUAUUUUAGUAACACUUACAAAGUAAAAUAUUAAAAAGGGUUUAGAAUUAGUGUAUGCAAAAAAAAUUUAUAAUCAAUAACCUUGUUUUGA
Molecule: messenger RNA, 2803 nt
Organism: Paramecium primaurelia
Lineage: Eukaryota; Ciliophora; Oligohymenophorea; Peniculida; Parameciidae
Source: the annotation of a GenBank genome assembly